Messenger RNA from Patiria miniata (bat star), 1203 nucleotides. RefSeq names its product mu-type opioid receptor-like. Gene Ontology annotation, biological process: G protein-coupled receptor signaling pathway. Bases 1 to 1203 code for a protein of 400 amino acids. Lineage: Eukaryota; Metazoa; Echinodermata; Asteroidea; Valvatida; Asterinidae. Gene Ontology annotation, molecular function: G protein-coupled receptor activity. The transcript has a single exon. The record is from RefSeq and is a predicted model, not a curated record. Gene Ontology annotation, cellular component: plasma membrane.
AUGGAUGGUUUCGAUCUGGAAGACGUUUGUGUUGGCAGAGUAGAUUUAGAUUUUCGCAAUGUCACGGAGAUAAGCUUGCUCCGUUCGUCGGUGGAAAACUGGGUCACAUUAAUCGGCAUACCCCUGGUUCUUCUAUUAGGUGUACCCAGCAACCUUUCCUUUCUCUUUACUCUGUAUAGAGUGCCUACCAUGCGCACCACGACCAACCUGCAUUUGGCCAACCUAGCAGUAUCUGACUUCAUCUACCUGUCUGUCGUCGCGAUUCUGAAUGUCCGGGGUUACCUCACCACACCGGUGUCAGGCACCGCCCUUGCCCGCUCCUGGGUCGAAUGUUGCGCCAUUAUCUUAUUCAUAGACAUACCAUACUUUGCGUCCAAUACCAUUGUGACGCUAGUGGCGUUUGAGAGAUACUACGCCAUUUGUCAUCCGCUCAAGCAGAAUGCUAGCGGACCGCGACGCCACCUCGGGCUAAUCAUCGCUGGCUGGAUUGUAUCCAUCGCCUUCGCCUUUUCUGUUGUUCUGCGUUACUCAAAGCUCACAGUGAUAUGUGUCCUCUGGCCGGACACUGAGGAGUUCAAAUCCCUGUCCCAAGUCGUCACAUUUUGCUCUUCUGGCGAGCCCUGGGCUAAUCUCUAUUCUCAAGGCUUGUACUCCGUCAUAUGGCUGGGAGGUUUGUUGACGAAUAGUUUUCUCUACUCCAGGAUAAUCCAUCGACUUAGCCAGCGCAAUCUUGGUCAGACAAGUGUGAAUCAGGCUAUCCGACGAUCAGUCGCUCGUAUGCUCAUCGUCAACAGCGCAGUUUUCUUUCUUUGCCAGGCGCCCUACACCAUCGUUUUCAACUUGCUGAACCUGAUCUCUGCUGCUAAGGGAAAUCCGGUGACCGACCCACGGCAAGUCACCGAGCUCUGGCCCCUUAUAAUCCUAAUGGGACUUGUGAACAGUGCAGUCAAUCCUAUCAUUUAUGGGUUGGCUAACUCCCGUUACAGACAGGCUUUCCUGCAGGCGUUUGGCUGCACCAUGGCGACCCAAAGGCGCCGGGAAAUCAAAACGAUCUCUACUGCCUCAUCCAACGUGCCGAGCAAAGACAAUCGUGCCGACAUGAAAGAUAAGAAUGCCUCAUUCAGCAUGCACGGUAUUGACAACCCCGUGAGCUUAGAAGAUGAGGCACCCCGAAGUGAUCUAAUGAAAGAAAACCAAUUUUAA